AUGAAUAAUGACUCGGUACACACGACUAUAAGCUUAAUGGACAUGAUCAAAUACAAAAUCGAUAUUCCAAACACUUGGAGCGAAGGCCCUGAUUUUGGGGAGACUGUUUACUUCGAAGAGCAAAAACAAGAAGAACAAAGUGACAGCCUUCAAGUCCAACAAGACACACAAAAAGUCGGCCCCUCCGAAGUUCUUGACGAAACUAAUAAUAAUAAGAAAUGUCCUAUUCAAUAUACUAGAAAAGCAAAACUUGACACCACAUUAGUAGGCGCUACAAAAAUCACUUCAGAAAAGAAACCUCGACAAGACAAGACAACGCUGUUCAAGAAAAAAUUGUUUGUCGGCUCUGAGGACGAAAUUAAGAAGCAAAUCCUCUUUGUGACAAACGAACUUGAAAAACGGAAGGACGACGGCGUUAACACAGAAAACGCGAUUAUUGAAAUUUCAAAGCCGUUUGAUGCUCACCAACACAAAAAUGAUAUUAUCGACUUGCGGACGUCCAAUCGGACGUUGACCUUUCCCAAUGACGUUCCCAUCCAAGCGCAAAAGUUGAAGCAUCGCCCCGUCCCAUUACGGCAAACAAAGAACAUCUAUCACUUUCCUGGUACAGAAGCUGGCUUUGAUAGUAUCAAGGAAUACAAAUUGAUGAAACUCAAUGCAGAUAUCAAGGAACUCGAAGCGACUAAACUGCUCAUCCACGAGCUUGACAAAACAAUAGAAUCGGGUAAUUGA
Entamoeba invadens IP1 is the source of this 732-nucleotide messenger RNA. RefSeq lists its product as hypothetical. Lineage: Eukaryota; Evosea; Mastigamoebida; Endamoebidae. The coding region runs from base 1 to 732 and encodes 243 amino acids. The transcript has 2 exons. The record is from RefSeq and is a predicted model, not a curated record.